AAUAGCAUCAAAAGAAUAUCGUUUCUUGAACGCAAUCAGUUAAAAGGAAAAAUGAUCAGGACCGUAAUUUUCAUCUUGGCACUGCUGUGUACAGUUUAUGCAUUGGAACAAAAUGUGACAGAUUCUUCGCUCGGUUUCGAGCGAUUAGUGGAUGUAGAAAAAGCAACCACCCGAACUAUAUUGUACGGUCUAUUAUUUUUCGAAGCGCAAACGCCGCAGAAUCUAGAAGUGCACCUUCAAAGAAUACAAGAAAAAGCUUUAGAUAAUAUCAACAAUACUAUUAAUAGAGCACUUGAAGAUGUCAAUCUGUCCCUUCAAAAGGGAAAAGAAGAGGGUAAAAACGUUGGCACGUGUUACCAUUAUGCGGAGAAUAAUCUAGAGUCGAAAAGAACAAAUGCAAUUGUUGGAUUGGACAUAUGCAUCCAAAACGGUCGCACGGCAAUGAAAGGCCCAUUAGCAAACGUAGUCAGCAGUAUUCAGGCGGCGGAAAAGUUACUAAAUGAUUUGAACGCUAUCAUACCAAACUGUAAUUCUACAAGCUUCCUUAAAAAGCAAGCAUGCGUCUUGAAAAACCUUUCCCUAACCAGAGAAUCGCUGAAAAGUGUCGCUAAAAAUUCUAUGGAGGUGGUAACUAUCACGACAGGUAUAUACAUGAAAACACUUGUAAACGUCAAAAGUUGCAUCGUAAAGAACAUUGCUGAGACUUACACUUUCAGCAUGAAUAUCGUUAGGUAUACUAAUAAUUGCAUAAACAAUGCAUUUUUCUAAGAAUAUAUAAUCCGAAAACACACAAUUAUAAAACCAACUUUUGGCGAACUGUGAUCUACU
Messenger RNA from Mycetomoellerius zeteki, 828 nucleotides. RefSeq lists its product as uncharacterized. The transcript is spliced from 4 exons. The coding region runs from base 52 to 768 and encodes 238 amino acids. NCBI's taxonomy places the organism in Eukaryota, Metazoa, Arthropoda, Insecta, Hymenoptera, Formicidae. The record is from RefSeq and is a predicted model, not a curated record.